Molecule: messenger RNA, 8346 nt
Organism: Trichomonas vaginalis G3
Lineage: Eukaryota; Parabasalia; Trichomonadida; Trichomonadidae
Product: beige/BEACH-related family
Exons: 1
Coding region: 1-8346 (2781 amino acids)
Molecular function (GO): protein binding
Source: RefSeq, a predicted model, not a curated record
AUGGAUAACCUCUCAAAUGCCUAUUCAUUUGAGAACCAUCCAAUUAUACAGACCGUCAAAUUGAAACCUCCUGAGAUUCCUCAGAAUACUGAUUUCCUUUUUGAUGUUUUAGUAUAUCAUCACAAGAUAAUCCCGUCAGAUAACGACCUCAUUACGAUGUACAAGCAGUUCCGCAAUAAAGACAAAAUAGAAACGAUCUUAUCUCCGUUAAAACUCGAUUUCGUCUUCAAUCCUUUAUGUCUUAACAGAUUGAUAGCAAAAAAAGAGUGUACUCAAAUUGCAAUGUAUUACAUUCUUCAUUCGGCAGUCGCUUAUAUUAUUUCUCUUGAAAAUUCAUUUGAUUUUGAUGGAUUUUUGGUUGUAUUAUCAGCUUUACGAAUGAUUUCUGUGCACCCUUAUUGCAAAUUAGCGCCACUGAUGUUCUCUUACGUUAUUUUUUCCUCAGUUAAAUACACUGACAAAAUAAAUGUCGAUUUAUUGAUGGAUCAGCUGGUAGAAAUGACAUCAAAGUGCUCGAAACCACCACAACAGUUAAUAUCUGCGCUACUCUUUAUGGUAUUCUCAAUUAAUUACAAUGGAAAACUUGAUACAAAAUCCGAAACAAUAAUUUCGUUCAUUACUGAAAUAAUUCAGACAUCACCGGAUUCAAUUAACGAGAUGCAUGCAUCAGCGAUAUUUGAAAGGUGCUUUGACGAUCUCAGACUUUUAAAUUUAAAUUCAUUUACAUUUAUUCACAAAAUCGCUACAAAACUACCAUGGAACAGCGUCGAAUUAUUCUUUACAGACAUUGCAUUCUUCGUUGCGUCAUAUAUCCAUCAACAUAACGAAAAAUUUAUUGAAAAACUAAGACCGAUUGAUUCGAGGAAGCUUUCUUACCAACCACCAGAGAGGACACAUUCAUUACAGCCAGGAUCAAUGGAUGAUUCCUUAGUUUUGGCAGAUUCCAAAAAAUCUUUUCCAAUAAACUCAAUACAAGUUUCUGGAUCAUUAACUUCAUCUGAAAACAAAGAAUUACAACAAAAUGAGUCUACAGGCAAGAAAUAUGACAAUCCUUCCGUAUUUAGAAAUUCAAAUAUUAAAUUUAUCCAAAUUCCUGAGACAUACAAACUGAAAUCCAAAGAAAUAUCAAUGAUAAUGCAAUAUUUACCUGAUAAAUCACCAUUCAGUUCCGAAAUUCCGAAGUUUUCUCAACUUUUUAAUUUAUCUCAGUUAUUUCAACUUCCUCCGUCAUUCAUUGACGUUGAAAGAAGGAUUGCCUACAUCGUGAGAAUCGCACAAUCAUUUGAAAAGGCUCAGAACAUCAUUAUUGACUCAUUUAUGAAUUUAUUAAGGAACAAAUUCGACCUGGACAUCGCUUUUGCAUAUAUAAUUUUACUUUCCAAGCUCAAACAAGUUCCAAACUGUACAGAACUCUACGAUUUAAUCAAGAAAAGAGUUUUUGAUCCAAGAAUUACGAUUUUUGAUGCACAAAAAGCGUUUAUUCCUUUACUUCAGAUGAGAAUGAUAUCAUAUAAAGUGUUAUACAACUCAGAUGACUUCGAAAUUUCGAAUUUUGUCGGUGAUUUUAUUUCAUAUCCAAAAAUGAUUUCUGAAAUCAUUGUUAUUUUGAAAGAACUCUAUCACCAAAAGAAUAUUCCGCCAAAAGUCAUUGAUAAUUUGUCUCUAAUCUUCUCAAAAAUUGUUCCAAUUUACAUGAACGCAUUUCGCAACGGAGAAGAAGCGAUGACAGCACCUGUUUUGCAAGUAAUCUUUGAUUUCAUGAUCGAUUUAUUACAAAACGAUUCGAUUGGAUCAAGUUUUCUCAAUAGAGAUAUAUUUCUUUCAUUAUUAAUGUCAUUAAUCUUCGAUAAGGCCAUAAGGAAACCGAUAUUAACAAUAAUAGUCAGAAUAUUAUCAAAAGACGUCUCAAAUUCCUGUUUAUUCAAUUUUAGUGCGAUAUCAUCUGGAAUCAUGAAAUGUUUUCCAAGUUCUCAAUCAAAGAAAGCACUAAACUUGAUAUCAGACCUUCUCUUAGCCAUUUCGGACAUUAUUGAUUCAAAACCAGACACAAUUGAUUUAUUUAAUAAUAUUAUUGAAGAUAUCAAAUCGAUUUUGAUGUUUUCAUUGGAGCAAGAGUUCACAAUUGCCUGUCUCAUAUCUAUUGUCAACUUCUUUAACUCCGUUUCCAAGAAAUACUGGUUAAACAACGCAGAAAGAAAAUUGUUAAGUGAUUCAAUACUUAAAUUGGCCGGCCAAUCAAACAAAGAACUUUUUGACUCAAUGUUUUCAUUAAUCAUUGGAAAACGUAAUAAUUUAUCAAGAGAUAAUUAUAUUUAUAAUACGAGAUAUUUAGUCACUUUUUAUAUCGUUUACGGUUUGAAAGCGGUUUUGACAUUUGAAGAAUUAUCAAAAUUUGCAUAUUUUAAUUUGUACCAAUUACAUUUAGGACAAAUUGAUUUGCAAAUUUUGAAUAAUUGGGAACAAAACGGUUUUGUAAACUCCAAUGAGAAAAACUUGUUUGAAGAAAUUGCAAAAAUUUCGUCUUCAAUGAAAGUUGUCAAUACAACGAUUUCUUUGAUGUGUCCGAUAAGAAAAGACGAUAACUCUACAAAAAUGUCAAAAAAUAUUGUAAACAUUGUUGACAUUUUAGAGAAAUUGUUUGUAUCUAAACUGGACAACCCUGUUUGUUCAAUUCCAUUAAUUAAUCAUAAGAAUUUGAUUUCAAUUAAACCGCCAAAAAUCAUGUCAAAUAAUGAAUCAAAUUUGACAUUUCUUUUUUGGCUGAUUUAUGACAAAGGAAGUGAAUCAUCGAAUUUGAUUAAGAUAAUACAAGGACAAAAAUAUUUACAGAUGACAAUGGAAAAGAAUGAAAUGACAGUUAGUUAUGGAGAGUUACAAAUCAGAUUCAAAAUGACAACAAUGAUGCCGAAUGUUUGGACAUUAUUAUCUGUUACUUUUACUAAUAAUGGAAUUGAAUUUGAUUGCAACAAGAAACACCAGGAAUUCUCUUUUCCUUUCAACAUAAAGAAGAGUGAUGAAAUAAUCAUUGGUUUCCAGGGAGAAACUAACAAUCAUCCAAGUAGAUUAGGUCCAUUCUCUAUUGUUUCUAAUAUAACUAAAAAUGAUAUAGAAACAAUAAAGAAAAUUGGUCCUCACUCUCAUUCUUUAGAAAACACUUUAGUAAGUGUUGGAAUUGAAUGUCAGGAACAUGUUGUUAAACUGGAAAUAAACAACGUAAAGAAUGAGUUUUCCGUGUUAUUGAAAACUACUUCGAUUCCUGCUGUUCUUGGUUUCACUGACAUUUUAAUCAGAUAUUUUACUUCUCAAGUUUUGGUUCCAAUUUUCGCUCAAUUUUUACUAAAAAGUGACAAAAACGAUAAAUCUAUCAAAACUAAACAAAUUGUCACUGAAGAAACUAACAAAGAACAAAGUACUAAAACUGAAGAAAAAUUGGAAAAUAAAGAAAAUUCUUCUAAUGAAAAAGUGACAAAAAUUGAAGUUGAAAAUAAAGAACAAAUAAAUACAAAUGAAAUUGGAAAUUCUUCUAAUGAAAAAGUGACAAAAAUUGAAGUUGAAAAUAAAGAACAAAUAAAUACAAAUGAAAUUGGAAAUUCUUCUAAUGAAAAAGUGACAAAAAUUGAAGUUGAAAAUAAAGAACAAAUAAAUACAAAUGAAAUUGGAAAUUCUUCUAAUGAAAAAGUAACAAAAAUUGAAGAAACAAAAGAAGAAAAAUCAAAUGAAUCAAAUGAAGAAACUAUUAAAAAUUCUAAAGAUGAAAAUCCUGAAAAAUCUCCAAAUGAAAAUUAUUCCAAGAAUGAAACAGUUGUCGAUCAAAAGGAUGAAAAGUCAAAUGAAAAUGAAACUAAGAAUGCAGUAAGUGAAGGAAAUGUUUGUGAUCAAAAAGAAGAAACUAACAAUAGUUCAAAGAAUGAAACUAAUAAUUCCAAUGCUGAUAAUAAUACAAAGAAUGAAAAUAAAGAUCAAAUGAAAGUAAAGAGUGUGAAAAUUGAAGUUACAAAUGUUAGUAAGAAAGAAGUUGAUUUGAAUGCAGAAGAUGAUAUGAAGAGUGAUGGAGAGUUAUAUGAAUUAAUAAGGUCAGAAUCGAAUUCAAACAUUGAAACAUCAGAUAUUUUGUUGAAAACAAUUUCUUUGUUUAGAAUUUUAUUUACUGUUUCAAGACGAACAGAAAGAUUCUUUGUAGACGAAAAAUGUUGGCAAAUCAUUUCAUAUUUAAUAUCCAAUUACCAACAUUUACUCACAGAAUCAUCAUUCAACGCCUUCUACGACAUUUUCCUUCAUUCAACACUUAUUGAAUUCAAAGAAGAUAUUUUAAGACACAUUUUGUUGAAUCCAGAAAUUUGGAUCAAAUCAAGUACUGAUGUUUUAGUUCGUGUAACAUUCCAUUGGUUCAACACUAUUCUUCCUUUGGAGAAUUCAAUAAGAUUAAGUUUCUCUUUGUAUUACGGAUUAUUUAUCAAAACUUUGUGGUCAAAUGAUUUAGACAAAAGUGAAGCGAUUGAUUUAAUAAGAACUCAUGCAAUUCAAUCAUUGAUACAAUUGGGAAUUUCUUCAUUCACUCAAAGAGAUUUCACUCUUUUGUUUAAUACGGUUUUGACAACAAAUAACGAUAAAAUAAUCGUCAGCAGUCUUGAAAUUAUUCAAGGUUUGUGUUUGUCGAAAACGAAAUGUCUGAAUAACAUUGAUAACGAGACAUGGAAGAGAUUUCCAAAGAUAUUGGAGUUGACGAAGAAUUCAAAUGAAAAUGUUAUUUUGGCGUUGAUCAAAACUUUUUGUGCUUUGAAUGAUUGCGGAAUAUUUACUUACAAAAUUUUCAAUGUGUUCAUUGAAAUUUUCAAUAUUUUGGUCGGCCAACAAUAUCAUACUCAUGUUUUUCUUACGAGCCUUUGUAAGUUGUCCGAAUCUAAACCAGAAUUACUACAAUUAGUUUUCUCAACGAUGACUUACAAUCCAUUGUUAAUUCCAAGUUUAAUCAAGAGCGGUUUGACACCGUCAAAUUCUUUUUGUGUGAACAAAGCAUGGUCAUUUUGGCCUUUGAUAUGUACAGUUAUUAAUCCUGAUGAACUGAAUUUGAGGUUCAUUUUCAAUUUCAUUUUGAGCUGCAGUUCGAAAGAUUGGACAACAAUUUUCUUGAUUUUGACAAUGAUUUCAAACGAUAACGAUAUAAUAAGGUUAUUUUUAUUUGAAGCCUUGACAAAAACUCGUCAGUGCAUACAUACGUUUUCUGAUAACCAAAUUAAUGAUUUGAUUAAUUUCUCUUUGUAUUUCAUCUUCUACAAGACACAUGAAAAUAAUUUUUUCCAUGUUUCAAGAGCAAAAAACAAACCUCCUGUUUCUCCGGAUAAAAAGAGCAAAGUCAAGAAUUUGAUGGAAAAAUUGAAUGCUAGUUUACAACCGUCAAAACCACAUUACGGUUUGGAUAUUGACUUCGAUGAAGAAGGCAAAUUAUUGUGGAAAGAUAAUUCCAUUGCAGAAUUAAUUUUGGAAAUUUUGAACAUUUCACAAAACAAAAAUUUUGAUUCUGCAGCAGCGAUUUUGGCUUCAUUUUUGACUUAUCACAAAAAAGAAGCAUCUAAGAAGACAAUAUUAGAGUUUUUGGAGCACCAUUCGCCAAGUAAUUCAUCAAAGAACAUGCUUAGAUACAAUCUUUAUAAGAAUUACAAUUUCACUGUUGAAGAUUAUUAUGACAAAAGUUUGUUGGAUGCAAUUCCUGAAUUUUUGUCACUUUUUGAACCUAAAAAAGACUAUUUCAUAAUAGAAACUACCAUUAUUGCGAAGUUCAUUGUGAAAUACAUGUCCCAGUGUCAAAACAAACUUCUUAAAUACCAAAAUCUUGAAUCUGACACUUUACAAAACCGCCAAAGAAAACAACAUCAAUUUAAUUUAGAAGACAUGAUAGAAAGGAUUGAAAUGACUCACAAGAACUCACAAGACGGCUGGAGAAUGUUCUGGUCCAGACAAACAAGGAAUUGCGCUCCUUGGCACAAAUCAAUUCCUUAUUCCGACAACCAAAUUUAUUAUAAACUUGAUCAGACGAUAACCAGUCACUUUUGUCCGAUGAAAUUGAAAGUUAACAAGAAUUUUGAUGACCACAAAGAAGCCAGUUACGCGAGAGACUCCGGAAGUCAAACAAAAGCUCAAGAAAUGGUCAGAAAGUAUUUGGAAGAAAACAGACCUGUUGAAACUUUACCACAAUUGUUGAGUGUUUCUGACAUGGAUAACUCAUCGGCAACUAAUUACGACGAUGAAGAAGAAGGAGUAAUAUUCUCAGAUGACGCAGAACAAAUCAAACUUCUAUCAACGAAAAACGUCAAAUUCACAAUCAAAGCAAAAUUCAUCUCAAUAUCUAACAAAGAUAAAAAAGAUACUGUUUUCAUUCAAUCUGAAAAAGUGACAAUGGUACUUUUAAGAUUGUUUUCGAUGCAUCCAACAGGAUUAGAAGUAUUCACAGAAAAUGGAGAAGGUUAUUUAAUCCAUUUAUUGAAUUCCGACGGUUUGACAGUUCUCAAAAUUUUGUCAAAAGUCAAAAACUAUCAAAAAGCACGAAUUCAAACUGUUUUGUACAAAGAUUUCGUGAAUCAAUUUGAUUUCACGACGAAAUGGCAAAACGGGGAGAUUUCUAAUUUCGAAUAUUUGAUGUUUUUGAAUGUUAUAAGUGGCCGAUCAUUUAAUGAUUCGUCAAUGUAUCCUGUUUUUCCAUGGGUUGUCACGGAAUACAACUGUGAAGACAUAAAAGAUUGCCAGUACAGAGACAUGUCGAAACCAAUUGGUUGGUACGGAGAAAAUCGAAGAAAAGAGAUAAUCACGAGAAUGAAAGACAUGGAAAGUUUCGGAGAACCUGUUUUCAUGUAUUCUUCGUGUUAUUCAACACCUUUGACUGUUUUCUUGUAUAACUUGAGAAUGGAACCUUUCGCAACUUUGCACAUCCGCAUGCAAAGCGGAAAAUUCGACCACAGUCCUCGACUGUUUAACUCUGUAAAUGACGCGUUUAGAAUGAUUAUGAAUCAUAUAAACGAUUACAGAGAAUUGAUUCCUGAAUUCUUUUAUAACCCUGCGAUAUUUGAGAAUAGAAAUAACUUCGAUCUCGGAACAGUUUCCGGAAGAAGUUGUUCAAAUGUUGUUCUUCCGAAAUGGGCAAAGAAUCCUCUUGAAUUCGUUUAUCUCCACAGGAAAUGUCUCGAAAACGUUUCGAAUCUUGAAAAAUGGAUUGAUUUGAUUUGGGGAAUCGACUCAAGAGGACAAAACGCUCUUGAUAAGUUCAAUCUCUUCGAUCCUCACAUGUAUGAUGAGAUCUGGAAUAACCCUGACAAUCUAAAGGAUCCGUUGAAAUCAAUGAUUGAAGCAACAAUGACAAAUUGCGGCCAAAUUCCUCCUCAAAUUUUCACUUCACCUCAUCAGACCAAAGUCAAAAAUACUAAUCAAAUUGUAGUUAAAAAGCGAGUGAUUAAUUUGCAAGUGAAUGGAAUAAUUGGUAGCGAAAUUGAUUAUCGAAAUCAAACUGUUUACAUGAUAUCCCAAAAAGGCCAAAUAAUUCAAGUUUCGAUGACUGGCGGCCAACCAUCAGUCAAAGGCAAAAUUGAUCCAGAAAUCAUCACUAAAAGGAAAGGAACAAUCACUUGUUUGAUGAAACAUUUCUUGCUCAUUGCAACAAAUGUAAGUUACGUGAAUUGUUUCGAUGUAAACAAAUUAGAACUGAAGGAAUUUUCAUCACAUUACGGAACAGUCAGUUGUUUGUCAUCUGAUGGAAAUAUAUUUACUUCAGGGGGUGUCGAUACUUCUAUCAAAGUCAUGGAUUCUAAUUUCCAGACUUUGUUUACUUUCGUCACUCAUUCUGAUGAAGUAACUUCAGUUUUUACUUCUCAAAUCUUCAAAACAAUUAUAGCAACAACACACGAUGGAAGAGUUUUCUUUGUUGAUUUGAGGAGACAAGAUGUUUAUAGAGAAAUAACAAUUGAAAAUGGAUUCCCAAGGAAUGUUGUUGUCACUCCUGGAUGGGGUUUCGUUGUUGUUUAUUUCACAAAGAAUGAAAAUGCUGUUGAAAAUUCUUAUAUUUCUGUUUAUAGUAUCAAUGCGGAAUUAAUAAGAACUUUCAAGAUUCCAGGAACAUUAACAGCAAUGACUUCAUUCGAAAGCUCGUCUGGUUUCGAUUACGUUUUGUUUGGAUUAGAAAAAGGAACAGUUUACGGAUUCGAAGCCUUCUUUGGAUCUACAGAAAAAUUAGUUAAAAUUGAAGAUAUACAAGAACCUAUUGCUUCAUUGGCACAUAAUCAGAAACUUCAUGAAAUAUGCGCUGUUUCUGCACUAGGAAAUGUUUAUUUAUUCGGAGAUCAACAAAUCUACAGAAAUUAA